AUGGAGAAUAAGAGGAAUGUGACUGAAUUUAUUCUCUUUGGGCUGACUCAGGACCCCAAUUUGGAGAAAAUUGUUUUUGUUAUGUUUUUCAUCAUCUACAUUAUAACCCUAGUGGGUAAUAUGCUUAUUGUGAUCACCGUUAUUUCCAGCCAAACUCUGAGCUCCCCUAUGUAUUUUUUCCUUGCCUUCUUAUCCUUCAUAGAUGCCUGUUAUUCCUCUGUUACAGCCCCCAAAAUAAUCAUCAAUUCAGUGUCUGCAAGCAAGACUAUCUCAUAUGAAGGCUGCAUGACUCAGCUCUUUUCAGAACACUUGUUUGGGGGUUCAGAAAUCAUUCUGCUAACAGUCAUGGCCUAUGACCGUUAUGUAGCCAUCUGCAAGCCUCUGCACUACAUGACCAUUAUGAGCCGACGUUUGUGUAUCCUCCUUGUCUUGGUGUCUUGGGCAGGAGGCUUUCUUCAUGCUCUGAUCCAGCUCCUUUUCACCUUCCAGUUGCCCUUCUGUGGUCCCAAUCUUGUUGAUCAUUUCAUGUGUGACCUAUAUCCAUUGCUUAAACUGGCCUGCACAGAUACUCAUGUCUUGGCUCUGCUGGUGGCAGCCAACAGUGGGUUCAUCUGCAUGCUAAAUUUUUUAAUGUUGCUUGUUUCCUAUGUAGUCAUUCUGUUGUCUCUAAAGUCCCAUAGCACUGAAGGGCGACGUAAAGCUCUGUCUACCUGUGUCUCUCACAUCACCGUGGUUGUUCUAUUUUUCAUUCCCUGUAUUUUCAUGUACAUGCGCCCUUUGACUUUCUUCCCCAUUGACAAAACUGUAGCCGUGUUUUAUACACUUAUUACCCCCAUGCUAAACCCUUUAAUCUAUACUCUGAGAAACAAGGAGGUCAAAAAUGCCAUGAGGAAACUCUGGAAUACAAAGGUGAAAUGUGGCGAUCAAUAA
Messenger RNA from Antechinus flavipes (yellow-footed antechinus), 930 nucleotides. Its product is annotated as olfactory receptor 4C46-like. The record is from RefSeq and is a predicted model, not a curated record. Gene Ontology annotation, cellular component: membrane. The coding region runs from base 1 to 930 and encodes 309 amino acids. The transcript has a single exon. Gene Ontology annotation, molecular function: olfactory receptor activity; G protein-coupled receptor activity. Gene Ontology annotation, biological process: G protein-coupled receptor signaling pathway. NCBI's taxonomy places the organism in Eukaryota, Metazoa, Chordata, Mammalia, Dasyuromorphia, Dasyuridae.